GUGUCCGGCGCGCGGGAUCCAGCCACUCACUUGCCGCAGGCGCCGCGGAGCAGCGAGGGUCCUCGCCCCGGCCGAGCCAUGAAGGUCGAGUUUGCACCGCUCAACAUCCCGCUGGCGCGGCGGCUGCAGACGGCGGCGGUGCUGCAGUGGAUCCUGUCCUUCCUGCUGCUCGCGCAGGUGUGCAUUGGAAUCAUUGUGAUACUGAUCUUACACAACUACUGGUUCCUUUACAUCCCCUAUUUGACAUGGCUUUACUUUGACUGGAGUACCCCAGAGCAAGGAGGCAGGAGAUCCAACUGGGUCAGAAAUUGGACUGUUUGGAGGUACUUUAAGGACUAUUUUCCAAUCCAUAUCAUCAAAACUCAGGAUUUGGAUGCAAGUCACAACUAUAUAUUUGGGUUUCAUCCUCAUGGAGUACUCGUGGCUGGAGCCUUUGGAAAUUUUUGUACCGAUCAUUCUGACUUCAAGGAGCUGUUUCCCGGAUUUACUGCCUAUCUCCACGUACUCCCAUUUUGGUUCCGGUGUCCUCUCUUCAGAGAAUAUCUGAUGAGUAGUGGGCCAGUUUCAGUUUCCAAGAAAAGUGUGUCCUAUGUGCUGAGCAAGGAGGGAGGUGGAAACAUUUCAGUCAUUGUCCUUGGGGGCGCAGAAGAAUCUCUGGAUGCUCAUCCUGGAAAAUUCACUGUGUUCAUCCGCCAGCGGAAGGGAUUUGUUAAAAUUGCUUUGACCCACGGUGCCUACUUGGUCCCAGUGUUUUCUUUUGGUGAAAAUGAACUGUUUAAACAAAUUAACAAUCCUGAAGGUUCAUGGCUUCGAGCUGUCCAAGAGAAACUGCAGAAGAUCAUGGGGUUUGCUUUGCCAUUGUUUCAUGCCAGAGGAGUUUUUCAGUACAAUUUUGGCCUAAUACCCUAUAGGAAACCUAUCCACACUGUUGUUGGCCACCCAAUCCCUGUUCAUCAGACUCUGCACCCAACCCCAGAGCAGAUUGAGGAGUUGCAUCAGACCUACAUGGAGGAGCUAAGGAAAUUAUUUGAGGAGCACAAAGGGAAGUAUGGUAUUCCAGAGCACAAAACUCUUAUUUUUAAAUGACUGCACUCUUUCAAGGCUUAAAUAAAUGACUGCACUCUUACAAGGCAAAAUAAAGGACAAAAGAACAUGUCAUUGAGAGAAUAUAUUUUAAAUAAGUUAAUCUUUUUUUUCUUUUACUAUGGAAUCAAAUUUGCAACUGUAAAAGUAUUAUUUGUGGUGACAGAUGUCAAUGUUUUAGCUGCAGUGAGUAAAAAUAUAGUAAAUGCCUAUAGGGUAAGGUUGGAGAUGGCUAUAAGACUUUCAAUAAUGUUCCUAGUUUGGGAAGCCUAAAUCAUUUUACAGCUUAUGAAAAAGUUUAGAAUUAUUCAUGUGCUCCAGAAAACACGGCAGCUUCAAAAAAUAAUUAGACCCUUUUACUAAACAUCACAGUAAUUUAAGAUGUUUUCACUAAGUAUGACAGCUGUUUUUUUAGCACAGCUGGAACAUUUAAGAGACAGUGUGUAAAAUAAUUUGCCAUAUAGAACUAAAGGAGAUCAUUUUUUUCCUCUCGAACAAAUCAUUUGUUAGUGAAUAAUGUAAUUUUUAGUACUUAGAUAAUUUGAUCUUUUUGGUCAUGUCAACCAAAUCAUUUUUAUACAAUUGUGCAGAAUUUUUAUGCCAUUUUUAAAAUAGGAUGAAUCUGCCAUGUGGAAACCCAUGUGGACAAGAGCAUGUCUCCUCAUUUUUAUUUAUGCUUAGAAGCAUGUUCAUUUGCAAUAAACAGGAAAGUAUUUUUGGGAGAUAUGCUUUUGCACAUUUUACAACAUUGGAAAUUCUAAAGGGUUUUCAUGGUGAUAGAAAUAGUUUUAAUUUUCUUCCCAAAUGGCCUUUUCUUUGUAAGACAUGCUGUGAAAGAAAGUACCCUCUAUGGUGAAAAGUGUCCAGUUCACAGUUAACUGGGGUUCUGAGCCGUCGUCUCUGAACCAGGGUGAGAAGGGACCUUGUCCUCCCUAGUGCCUGGGUCAGCUUGUGGCACUUAGUAGGUACAAAAUAAGUACUUGUUUAAUUAAUGUAUUUAUAUUUAAACAUAGAAACAAACUUUUCCAUAAAGCAAAGAAUUUUUAAAGCUAUACCAUAGGCUGAAACCUGUUAUAAGACAAGACCCACUUUCAGAAGGAGGUAAUUUGCUUUGUGUGAUUGUCCCACACCAGUAAUCGACAGUACUGUGGGCUGGUUCAUAGGGAGCAAGUCAGGACGAGGCUUCUGAUAUUUAGUCACUGAAUGUUAAGUAACUAGUCAAUCAGUAAGUAAGAAGAAUGUCUAAUUUCCAAAUGAUCUCCAUUGCUUGAUCUUUGAUUCUAUUCCUCCUCCACUCUAGGUGUGUGUGGGCAACUUCACCGAGUUUCCUUCUAACUUAUUGGUAAUGUCUUCAGGCUUCUAAUUUUUAAAACAGUAAGCCCUGGGCGAGAGCCUGGAUUAGGUUCAGCAAGAGCAAAACAAAAUCAUGCUGGGUAAUGCCUUGAGUAGGAAAGCAUUUCAUACACAAAAAGGGACCUUUCUCAGUUGUUCUACAUGAAGUGUUUUGGAUUUGAAUUCCUUUGACUUCAUACUAGAUGAGGGAUCCAGGAGUCCAUUGACCCUAUGGCCUUGACAUUAGUUCAAUUGUUUUGUCAAAGCAGGGCCUUUGUUAUUGCAAAACCUAUGAAUUUUAUCCCUUUGGAGAAGUUUAUUAAAAGCUUGUGACACAUCAUCUUUUACAGUUUCACAGAGAUAUGGAUUUUAAUCUCACACUUCGUUGUGAGAAGGCCAAGCGGACCACGCAACAUGAGCAGGCAGUGAAACCCAUGCUUAGUGAAGAGGCACUAAAACAUGAGAAAAGUUCACUCACAUGAACUUGUCUAGAAUUUUGCCUUUAAAAAAAUCUAGACAUAAGCAUCUUUAAUUGGGGCAUAUAUAAAAUGUUACUUUUCGGGCCGAGCCCGUGGCGCACUCGGGAGAGUGCGGUGCUGGGAGCACAGCGCCCCUCCCGCUGCGGGUUCGGAUCCUAUAUAGGAAUGGCCAGUGCACUCACUGGCUGAGUGCCGGUCACGAAAAAGACAAAAAAAAUAAUAAUAAAAUGUUACUUUUCAGUACAUAUGGCUGUGGGUGAGGUGUUCUCUUCACUUCUUAGGGUCUCCAGAGGUCUUAAUCCAGCCAUACCAGAUUCUUUUCAUACAGCCAAAGCAUAGUUCAGAAUUCCAUAUAGUACUCCAUAUUGCAAAUGAAUUUUUGAUAUGAACUUUUGCUACUACAAAGAUGUGGGCCAUGUAUGGUAUUCACUAGUAUGAUUUGAUGAAGAUCUCUUCUACUACAAAGGUUGCCAUCUACUGUGUAAUUGCCCAUAAAUUUUAAAGAGCAAAGCAAAACAAUAACAACAAAAAUAACCCUAGAGCCCUGUAAGAGAAACUGGGUCUAUUGCCUUGGGAAAAUGUGUGUGUAUCUGUUUGAUUUGGACAUUUCUUUUCGCUCUGUUUUCUUUGCACACCAGGUGCAGGCUGAGUCAUUUCCUUUGUCUUGCAGCUAGAAGUAUAUGAAAUUGCCAAUAACCAGCUAAGUCCAUUAUGCCACGUUGAGGGUUGUAACUUCAGUGCUUAUGAAGGCCAGCUAGUUCUGCUCUUUACAAAGGGGAACCACAGCAGGAGAUCAAGAUGUUUUAAUGCAAACCCUUUGCCACUACUAUGGAAACAACCAAAGUGUGUACACUUCAGGGAUGAUGGGUGAGCCUUUAUUGUACGCGUAGGGUUAAAAAUGAAAUCAACUUUCAGUAGAAGGUACGUUUCUAUCAUGGGAAACACGGAGGUGGAAUCUGGUUGUAAUGUCCACACUUCUGUGACUUUAUGUCUCUUCCAAACUACCUCACUGAUGCACAAUACCAAAGUUUGUGAUAAAUGUGAAAACAGUUUUGUCUGCAUUAGCUCUCCAUUCUUUUCCUCUGACAAGAGACACUGUUAAUUGGAUUUGUUGACUGGUUGUUUUUUUUCCCAAUCUCAUAUUUGUGUUUUUUAACUUAAGUGACAAAAAUGUCUAUUUGUGGGGCUGGAGGGGUUAUUUCCAGUAGAAUUUGUAUACUUUUCUAAAGGCAAAAACAAGGCAACUUAAAUAACUAACCAGUUCUAGUUUCUCAAGGAUGGGCAAACACAGAAGCAGGGGUUUUUUUGUGUUUAAAACAAUGUGAUUUCUUUACUACCUUCUGUUUUGAUUACUGUAGUUAAUCCUUCUCAAACACCUAGUGCCUUUAUAUAUGAAAAGAAGAAAGUUUAUCUCAAUCCAUGGUUAACCCAUGGGAUGAUGAGUUCCUUAAUGGCAGAAUAUGUGUCUUGUUUUGAUCCUGACUCCAACAGAGCAGGCCUUCAGCAGUCUGUCAGUGACUGUGGCACUAACCUGGAAAUUGGCUGGAUUGUGUCAAAGAAGCUAAGUCUCAGAGCUAGAAGGGACCUCAUAGUCUGUCUGAUUCUUCCUUCUGCAGAAGAAGCAGUUGAACCUCAGUGAGGUUUAAUGCAGAUUAAAAGUGAUUUUAUGUUCAUAUUAUUCUGCCUUAGAUUAAACAGGAGGUACUGCUAUUCAUGAUUACUAAUUAAUAAACCUAAGAAAACUCCUAUAAAACAGAACUUCCAAAAAAGUAGAGUAUAACUAAAAAUACGCUUGAAGGAAAGGAUUAAACAACUCAGAAGCAAACUCCGUCUCAUUAAUAUUGAGAACAUUUUUCUUUGUUGAGGCUCGUGCACCACAUUGUUGAUUUUUCCCUUUUGUGCAAGUGCUACUUUGGUGGUAUGUCCUGGGCAAAGUCCAAAAUUUCAACGAGUUUAGCCACUAGAGCCUUAUGUGUUGGAGCGGUGGAUGAGACAAGAUGUCCUAUGCCCAGGAGAACUGAUGGACACAGAAGGGGGUCUUCCCUGUCAGUGGCGUUGUGAUCACUAAUGCAAGCCAAAGCAACCCCAUUAUACAGACAGAGGUGGCAAUAGAUCGCCUAUCAUCCCAUUGAUAGCCCAAAGUCCCUUCUGUCUCCAGCUUCAUCCAGCUGGGUUGUCACAGCUGCUUUUUCAUAGCUCUUAGGUUCUGGUUAAGAACUAUCUUAGGCUCCCUUGAGAACAGAGGUAAACCUAGUGUUUUUUGUAUUUCCAAGGGCUGCAUAAUUCUCCACUCCCAGACCGACUUGGAGGCUUAAAUCUUUCUGGUUGGAUUCCAAACCCUGCAGUGCGGGAGUGCAGUGAUGCGGGAACAAUCAGGGAACCUAACUGCCGUGCUCUUUCUACUCUCCAGGCUUCCGUAUGGGAUAGUCCUUUGGCCUCUGGUCUUCUAUUACCUGGCUGGGUGACCUGGGCUCAGUUUCUUCCUAUGUAAAUAGAAUUAGGAGUGAAUGAUCUCCAAGGUCCCUUCUGGUUCUGUCUGUGGUCUCUGCCUGACCUUUCAUCUGUCAUGGUAAUGACAUCUAGUUGGAGAUGUAGGUUUCUCUGAUAACUUUGCCUUUUCGUCUGCCAUCUACACUUGUUUCUGUUCCACCAGGAAAUAUAGUGAGCUGAAAUGACUGCCUCACUUUCUUGGUAUACCUAAAACACAAAUUGCUACCAAAAUUUCUCUAGGAUCAUGGGACCUUUAAUCAUGUGUUUCUGAGAAAUAAUUUAAUUCUCUAAAUAAGAAUAGGAGAAAUUGAUCUAAGAGGUUUUCUCCUUUAUAUCAUUCAAAACUAUGGAAUAACAGUUUCUUACUUAGUGAAAUCUUUAUAAGAGGUGGUGAAUUUGUAUAUUUUCUAUAUGAUAUGUGUUGCUGUGUGUUUUCAAAAAGCUUUCAGUUUGUAAAACUUUUGACCAAUAAAUGUGUUUUUAUGCCCGAGUAAUAAA
Molecule: messenger RNA, 5882 nt
Organism: Cynocephalus volans (Philippine flying lemur)
Lineage: Eukaryota; Metazoa; Chordata; Mammalia; Dermoptera; Cynocephalidae
Gene: MOGAT1
Product: monoacylglycerol O-acyltransferase 1
Exons: 6
Coding region: 79-1086 (335 amino acids)
Biological process (GO): triglyceride biosynthetic process; diacylglycerol biosynthetic process
Cellular component (GO): endoplasmic reticulum membrane
Molecular function (GO): diacylglycerol O-acyltransferase activity
Source: RefSeq, a predicted model, not a curated record